AUGGGCACCGCUCUUUUGAAUUGGGAGCACAGGAGGAAAAUUGUUGGAGGCCUGGAAGCUGCAUUGUUCUAUCUCCAUGAACAAUUGGAAACUCGGAUUAUACACCGGGAUGUCAAGACAAGCAACGUGAUGCUUGACUCACAAUAUAAUGCACGACUAGGUGACUUCGGCUUGGCACGGAUUGGUGGCACAAUUGGAUAUCUACCACCAGAGAGCUUCCCGAAAAGAAGUGUGGCAACUGCUAAAUUUGAUGUCUUCGGUUUUGGGAUUGUUGUGUUAAAGGCGGUUUCUGGAAGGCUAGCUGUAGAUCUUAUAUUUCCAGAUAAGCAAAUCAUUUUGCUUGACUGGAUCCGUAGGCUGUCUGAUGAAGGAACGCUUUUACAUGCAAGGGUCCACUGUGAGAGGGUAGCUAGAGAGUCGCCUGAUUACUAUGGGAUUGAUCAACCUGACAGAACUAAACCAUCCACAACUGACGUGAAUGUUGGAGAUACUACACCCUGA
Durio zibethinus is the source of this 501-nucleotide messenger RNA. Lineage: Eukaryota; Viridiplantae; Streptophyta; Magnoliopsida; Malvales; Malvaceae. The record is from RefSeq and is a predicted model, not a curated record.